AUGAAGAUUUGGACUUCGGAACACACUUUCAACCAUCCUUGGGAAACAGUUGCACAAGCGGCUUGGCGAAAAUAUCCUAAUCCUAUGAAUCCUGCAGUUAUUGGGACUGAUGUAGUUGAAAGAAAAGUUGUCGAUGGAGUACUGCAUACACAUAGGCUCGUUAGUUCGAAAUGGUUUUUUCCAAGAUGGGCACAAGCGCUAAUUGGAACUGCGAAAAUAUGUUAUGCUAGUGAAAAGUCUGAAGUCAAUCCAAUACAAAGACAAAUGACUCUGAAGACGACAAAUUUAACAUUUUGUCAUUAUAUAGCUGUUGACGAAACUGUGACAUAUACACCACAUCCCACUGAUACUGCCAAAACAUUGCUUAGACAAGAAGCUGUAGUUACUGUUCAAGGUGUGCCUCUGAGCAGUUACAUGGAAGAUUUACUAACAAAUAAAAUAUCGUUGAAUGCUGGUAAGGGUCGUCAAGCAAUUGAAUGGGUUAUUGGUAAAAUUGACACUGAAAUUAAAGAUUUGGCACAUACUGCCUGUAAAAGCACCGAUGAGUUACUUUCGCAGACAAAAAAAUCUUUUGAUGAUAUUACAACUACUGCACGCAGAUCCAUGGAUGACAUUUCAUCAAAAGCAAAACGGUCAUUUGAUGAUAUAGAGAAAUUCACUAAAGCGAAUGCAAAUCAACGUAGC
Messenger RNA from Iphiclides podalirius (scarce swallowtail), 684 nucleotides. The record is from the annotation of a GenBank genome assembly. NCBI's taxonomy places the organism in Eukaryota, Metazoa, Arthropoda, Insecta, Lepidoptera, Papilionidae.